Molecule: messenger RNA, 478 nt
Organism: Penicillium brasilianum
Lineage: Eukaryota; Fungi; Ascomycota; Eurotiomycetes; Eurotiales; Aspergillaceae
Source: the annotation of a GenBank genome assembly
CAUGAAUUCACUACGGACAGUUUGCUAUAUUUUAACGGCUCCUUGGCAGACCUGGAAAGUCGCCGUUCAUCAGAUUUUGCUGAUGCCCGAGCAUAGCACGGAUCGAGUGACAAUCAUGAACCUUUGGCGGAAGAAUAGGAAGACAGAGUAUAGCACGGUGACCAUUGUUGGAACCAUUCUCGCGUCCGUGGCAAUAACCUCCGUAAACGGGACAGAAGCGGCUGCGUCACACUGGACAGUUCUGGCAUUCUGGCAUGGGACAUUGACAUGCAGCAUUUUUGCUGUUCUUAUUGCGUUCUAUCUCGGGGUUUUCAUCGACAUGUGCGAAACAUGCAUGGAGGGUGUGCCGAACCUCCUCCAGGCUAUCAGGCAUGAACGUGGACAUGCACACCACUGUGGAAGACAGGAUGGGGGAACGAAGAUAAGAUCGCAAUAUUCUGCUUAUUUUAUAUUUGCUUCGCACUUGUCUCUUUCUUAA